AUGAACGAUCCUGCCCCAGAAGAAACGUGCAGUUGGGCCAACUACUAUCUCACUUUUGAGUGGCUUACCCCCUUGGUGUGGAAGGGCGCGCGGAGAGAGGUCACUAUAGACGAUCUGCCCCGGCUGCCUUGGUAUGACGAGCCACUGCUGCUACUUGAAAAGAUAAAGAAGGCCCGUAUCAGGGGAAAGACGACUUUGUGGACCCUCUUCUAUCUACUCCAGUCCGAACUGGCCCUCAUGUCGGGCUUCAUCAGCUCAGCCUAUGCCUGCGAGUUGAUUGCCCCUUACGGCUUGUACCAGCUGCUCACGUAUCUUGCCGACCCUCAAGGCUCCAUCAUCCGUCCCUGGGUCUGGCUGUUCCUCAUGUUUGCUGGGCCCCUUUCGCGCUCCGUCCUGUUCCAGCAGUACGUGUUCACGUCCACUCGUCUUGUUGUGCGUCUGAGGUCCGCAUUGACUCAGGAACUUUACCACCGGGCUGUGUCUUCCAUGGAGCUUGAGGACGACAUCUUUGCUCCCAAGGGUGAAGCCGAGUCGAAAAAGGAAGGAGAAAAUCGGCGUUCAACCCCUGCUGGCCGCCUGGCCAACUUGAUGGCUGCCGAUGUCCAAGCCAUCUUUGGCGCGCGAGACAUAAUCAUGGUCACGAUGGGCGUCUCCACGGGAACUAUCAUCGGUUUUGUGGGCUUGUAUGGAAUGCUUGGGUGGCCUGCCCUCAUCGGUAUGGCUAUCCUCCUUCUCGCUGCGCCGACGACUGUUGUCAUCGCUCGGUUGAUGGCCAUAGCCACCAGGAAAGCCAGGAGAGCACAGGAUGCUCGCAUCUCUUUGGUGUCAGAGUACCUCGCGUCCAUUCGUGCGGUCAAAUAUUUUGCUUGGGAGGAGGCCAUCGUCAAGACCAUCGAAGACACUCGCGCGAACGAGCAGCGUGAUCUGUGGCGUGUCUCGCUCAUCUACGUUGCUCUUAACCAGAUCACCGCUCUGAUGCCCUACAUCGCCCUUAUUACCAUGUUCACGCUGUACGUAGGAGUGCUUGGACAGUCAUUGACAGCGGCCACUGCCUUCACCACGGUUUUCCUCGUGAAAAAUAUUCGCCGCAAUGUUACACAGCUGGGUUUUAUGUCGAGAAACAUUACCAACGCGUUGAUCGCUGUUGGGCGUCUUGACAAGUACUUUGAGAGCACUACACCUCUGGAGGAGUAUCCCGAGGGAACGCUGGAUAUCAGGGAAGCGACGUUCAGACGGAACAAGACUGCCACUUUCCAGCUCAAGAACAUCUCCAUCGACUUUGUUGAAGGUGGCCUAAACGUUGUGUCGGGUGCUAGUGGAAGUGGAAAGACGACCCUGCUUCUGGCCAUCUUGGGAGAGACGAUAAAGGAGAGCGGCUCAAUAACCCGGCCUAAGGACGUGGCGUUCGCGUCUCAGACCGCCUGGCUGCAAAACGAUACGAUCAAGGAGAACAUUCUGUUCAACAGUUCUUAUGAGAAGAUACGCUACGAUAACGUUAUUAAUGCCUGCUGUUUGCCGGUGGACUUGAGGGAGAUGGAUAAGGGUGAACAGACCGUUGUCGGCGAGAACGGAUCUUCGCUAUCGGGAGGCCAGAAGGCCCGCGUAGCUCUGGCCAGAGCGCUUUACUCAAAGGCACCGCUUCUUCUGCUCGACGACAUCUUUUCGGCACUGGACGCCAAAACGUCUGCUUUGCUUUGGGAGCGCUGCUUCUGCUCUGACCUUCUCAAGGGCAGGACCGUUGUUUUGGUGGCUCAACAGCCCUGGGUCGCAGCUCAGGCCGAUAUCUCCGUGACUUUGGAGGAUGGCGAGAUCAAGAACGUAGAGCAGAACCUUGGCAUUGUCCGGCAACCUGUGGCUGUCGCAAAAGAUAUCGAGGGCGAGGCGGAUACGUCAGACGCUUCAGACACCGAAGUCGAGACACAGACGGAUCCUCUGAAUGACAGAAGCAAGGUUGCCGAUGACAAGGUGAUAAAAGACGUGGUGGCACAAGAGAUGAAGACAGGUGGAAAGAAUGCCCGUCUGAUGUUCUUCAAGUACAUGACUUACUUUGGCGGGCCCUGGUAUGCCUUGUUCUGCCUGUUCAUGAUGCUUUUAUCGCAAUUCAUCGUCAUGGCAGGCUCGCUCUGGCUUUCCGUCUGGGUCGAAGCGUACAGUAGCGAAGUUGCAAUCAACAUUGCAUACUAUCUCGGUAUCUAUGCCGCCAUCACCGUCGCAGAAUCGGUUGUCUACGCAUUAGUUUUCUUGGUUUUCGAAAACGGCGCCUGGCAUGCUGCUCGAAGACUGCACAACGACUUUAUCCGGGCCGUCAUGCGCGUGUCCCUGUCGUGGUACAAGAAGACACCAGUCGGACGCAUCAUCAACCGUUUCUCGAGCGACAUGUCGUCUCUCGACUUGACUGUCAGCCCCCAACUCCGCGCUUUCCUCGAGAGCGCUAUGGCCUUGGUCAUUCGUAUCUUUGCCAUCAGCUCUAUCCUGCCCAUCUUCAUGCUUCCUGCCGCCGUGACGUGUUUCCUCGGCAUCAUCAUUGGCGAGAUGUACACGCGCACCGCUGUCACAAUCAAGCGUCUCGUGUCAUCUGCGCAGUCGCCUGUAUUCACGCAGUUUGCGGACACCCUGGCUGGUCUGGCGGUCAUUCGCGCCAGAAGCGGCAUGCCGGACCAGUUUGGCAAUAACUUGGCGGAGAAGAUACACGUGUGGUCCCGUGCGGCGGAGGCGAACUUCAACUGUAACCGUUGGGUGGCUAUGCGGGUUGAUUUCGUCACGGCUCUGGUCGGACUGACCGCUGGUAUCAUCGCUGUCUCGAAGGCUGGCAUCGUCGCUGCUGGCCUAGUGGGCUUCUCGCUCUCCAACGCGACGGGAUUGAGUCAGACCAUCUUGCAGUUGGUUCGUAGCAUGAACGACCUGGAAAUCGAGCUACAAAGUUUCGGGCGUAUCAAAGAGUACGCCACCCUCGAGCCCGAGGAGAAGUUGGACGAGUCUUACCCCGAAGAGGGCGAAUACACAGAUGACCCGGCUCACGUCAUCCCUAAGAACUGGCCUGCGACGGGAGAGAUCGAGUUCCGCAACGUCACGAUCCGCUACGAUGAGGACGGACCCGACAUUCUUACGGACGUGAACCUCAAGUUCAAGGCGGGAGAGAGAGUAGCCAUCAUCGGCCGCACUGGCAGCGGCAAGUCAACACUGGUCCUAUCUCUCCUCCGCUUUACACACAUCGUAUCAGGCCAGAUCCUCUAUGACGGCAUCGACAUCACCAAGAUACCACGCCAUCGCCUCCGCGAGGCGCUGACCAUCAUCCCGCAGGAAGCCGUCCUUUUCAAUGGCACGCUGCGCUCCAACCUCGACCCUACGGGCAAAAUACCCACCGAUGUCCUCGAGCGGGCUCUUGAGUCCUGUCAAGGUAUCGCUUCGUUCCAGUACCACUCGGGAUCCGAUACGGAGAACGACAACGCCGACCUGUCUGACGCAGUCGGUCUCACGCUCUCGACGACGGUCAACGCCAAGGGCGAGAACUUCUCCCACGGUCAGCGCCAGGUGUUGUCGCUGUGCCGCGCGCUGGUGCGCGGCAGCCGGCUGAUGCUCCUCGAUGAGGCGACGGCGAGCAUGGACUACGAGACGGACAGGGGCAUCCAGGCCGUGCUGCGGCGCGAGGUAGAUAAGGACCGGACGCUGGUUACCAUCGCGCACAGGCUGAGGACCAUUGCGGACUACGACACCGUCGUCGUCAUGGCCGCGGGGAGAGUCGUCGAGGCCGGACGGCCCGGCGAGCUUUAUACUCGCAAGGGAGUGUUUUACGACAUGGUGUAUCACAGUGGUGAGAAGGAGGAUCUGGAGACCCUUUUUGAGGAGCAGAAAGAGUAA
Molecule: messenger RNA, 3858 nt
Organism: Colletotrichum truncatum
Lineage: Eukaryota; Fungi; Ascomycota; Sordariomycetes; Glomerellales; Glomerellaceae
Product: ABC multidrug transporter
Biological process (GO): transmembrane transport
Cellular component (GO): membrane
Molecular function (GO): ABC-type transporter activity; ATP binding; ATP hydrolysis activity
Source: RefSeq, a predicted model, not a curated record